Molecule: messenger RNA, 1420 nt
Organism: Acanthisitta chloris (rifleman)
Lineage: Eukaryota; Metazoa; Chordata; Aves; Passeriformes; Acanthisittidae
Exons: 2
Source: RefSeq, a predicted model, not a curated record
AUGGUCAGACUGUGUACACAUCACCAGAAGCAGUUCAUUCGUGUGCUAAACGACAUAUACACUGAAGUACAACCAGACUCUGACGGCCAGCAGUUGUCUGAAUCUGAGACCAUGGAGGCCUCUACUUGUGGCUCUGGUUGUAGCCAGCGAAGCACUGAAAAUCAGGAUAAGGGUGCUAUUUGUACUGAAUCAAAGCUCCCUUCUGCCUUGGACCCAGGACAGUCAGGGUCCGAUGGCCCCUUGCAUGUUAUGGGACAAGUCCCGAAGCAGCCAGCGGAACUGAAGUCUCUGGACAGAGCAGAGAGCUCCAGUCCUGCUUUGAGAAGGGACUUCUAUGAGCUCCCCGUCACCAGGCUUCGCUCUGCUAGUCCAAAGGAUAGCUCCACCCAAGGAUACCUCAGCACCUUGAACUCUUCCUCUUUGAAUUUCCAUCAUGCCACAAAGAGCCUGGAAGGGCAGCAAGCUGCUGGACACGAGCAAGAAGCUGGUGUCAGAAAGUGUGAGGACAAUAAAGAGCACCUAGCAGGUAAGACUCUCGUGGAAGGUUAUAUCUCAGUCAAAGUGGCAAAUGUGAAUGGCAGUGAGGACAGCUUAGACAGCUGUCUGGGGUCCCAAAAGAGCUCUUUCAGGGCUCUGCCGGAAGAGUCCUGGGAUCCUGGCUUUGCGGUGACCCCUCCUCGCAGAGCUGACAAGGAGAACACUUUGCAAUGCAGCUCGAAAGCAUCUUUGCACCAGGACUUAGAUGCAAAAGAACAAGAUCCAAGACCAAAGCAAGAAAACCACCUGCAUGCCAUGGCCAAGGGCAAGGCAGGCUGCCACCUGCACCCAGCUGACAAGAACCCACUUGACAAGUCCAAAGAGGGCUGGCUGCCUGCCGGGCUGAGGAUCAACGACUACGACAACCAGUGCGACGUGGUGUACAUCAGCCAGCCCAUCACCGAGUGCCACUUCGAGAGCCAGCGGUCGGUGUCGUCCCGCAGGACAGCGAGGAAGAGCACACGGGGGUAUUACUUCAAUGGGGAGUGCUGCGAGCUCCCGACUGUCCGCACGCUGGUUAAGAGCUCCAGGGUGGAGGAGAGGGGGAGCAGCCCAGCACUGCGGACAGAGACCCUCGUAAGUGCAAAGCCACCCCUGGUGCUCUCGGUGGGGGGAUCUGCAGGGGCAGGACGGGAAGGUGAGAAGAGGGUUUCCCUGAGGCUCCUGGCUAAAGGAGCACCAACCAGCCGAGAAACGAAAGAGAGAGCUGAGCUGGGUUCCAUGCAGCUCCGGGAUACCCGAGCACUGAGGUCAAGGGAACCUGCCAUGGCCAUGCCUUUUUUCUCCCUCUCUGCUCCUCCCAGCCCCCAGAAAGAGGACAGCUUGGCCAGCUCACCACCCCCCAGCUCCCCUCCUGCCGAAGGAGUGAGGACAAGAGCAGGAG